This is a messenger RNA of Puccinia triticina, 1098 nucleotides long. RefSeq lists its product as uncharacterized. The transcript is spliced from 2 exons. Bases 1 to 1098 code for a protein of 365 amino acids. The record is from RefSeq and is a predicted model, not a curated record. NCBI's taxonomy places the organism in Eukaryota, Fungi, Basidiomycota, Pucciniomycetes, Pucciniales, Pucciniaceae.
AUGACACUCCGCAAGAGACUGGCAUCCAUCCAUUUGAACGACGUCCUCAUCCAAUUUCUUAUCAUCUUUGAAAGGCACAACGUUGCUUCUACCAAGUGGUUCAAAAAUCUAUUGAACGGGGAAGAGGAAGUUCAAAUCAUAUUCAACUACCUCGCGCGCAGGUUUCCAGGGCUGAGAGAUAACAUCAAAGCCCGAAAUGCUUAUUUGAUCACUGACUUCAAGAAAGCCCUUCAAGAAAGCCCUUCAAGAAAGCCCUUCAAGAAAGCCCUUUCACUGCAGAACUCAAAGAGCUCUUUCAACAUCAACUUCAAACAUUCCGGCUGGCACCAGCUAGAGCGCUUACAUAUAAAAAACCAGAUGUAUGCAAUUGUUCCUUUCUUCAAAGAGGUGGGAUCCGGGAGUGGGCCUGGGUUUCGAGCGCAAUUCUGGCAACUCACAGAGCCUACCCUGUUGGAAAACCAGUAUCAGCCAUUGAUCAGAACCGUGUCGUCAAGCCUGAUGAAACAGAUUGACCACAUCACCCAGCAAUCCAGGAAUAUUAACAAUUUGGCUCCGAUCACUCCGAGCUUGUUGUCGAGCCUGAUGAAACAGAUCAGCCACAUCAGCCCAUUCGGGGAGAACCACAGAUUGCCUCCGCUCACUCAGAUCUUGUCCUUGAAGAUUUUACACAGUAUGGUACGAUUCUUGGGCCGAUAUCAUACAACACGGGCGGACCAGGGGGCCACUCUUGGAUGGAGGGAGUUUCAUGAUUUCCAAAAGCUUGAUGAAGCAAUCACAUUAUUCUCGGAUACAAUCAAAUCAGUCUACUUCAAGUAUGGCCAGACCUUGAAAGAACUUGUAGGCUCAAUCUAUGAAAUCGACAAAAAUAUCCCAAUGAUUUACUUGAUGGAUAUCAACGACAGCAACCAGCUCUUGGAGAAUGAAAUCACCAUCAGAAUGAAUCUUGACCAGUCUCCUCAGCUUCCCCUAUUUCAACCAAUCAUUUGUAACAUUUUGCAACAUCUCAAAGCUUCCAAAAAAAUUGUUGAUGCACGUGAACGGCUCAUUGUACUGCGUGGCAUUCUUCUCAAUCCUGAGAAUACAGACAAACCUGUCUAA